AUGCGUACCUCCAGUCUCACUGCCUGCGCCAGUAUCUUACUGGCUGCACGCACCACUGUCGCGACCGUAGUGACCGACAAACCUGCGAUUGCCAAUGGCAAAUCUUUCGACUUCGUAAUCGUUGGCGCAGGCCUCUCUGGCCUUACCGUUGCAAACAAGCUCAGCGCAAGGAACUAUUCGACACUCGUCAUUGAGGCUGGCCCAGAUGGUCGUUGGAGCAAUGCCACCAAGUACGCCGAAGACUUGCCCUAUCCGCCCGUGUUCUGUAAUCGCAACUUGCCGCAGUAUGACGAGAACGGAACCAAGAUGUCGGAUACCAUUGCCGCGGGCGGCUGCAUCGGUGGCUCCACCUCUAUAAAUGGCAUGGUGUGGUACCGACCGACACGGGCCGAAAUUGACAAGCUGGAAGCCCUGGGGAACCCCGGUUGGAACUGGAAUACACUUGAGCCGCUUAUGGAAGCAAUUGAGCGUAACAUACCUCCGAAUGAGGAGCAAGUCAUGCAAGGCGCAUCCUACGAUUCUUAUGUUCAUGGCUACCACGGGCUCGUCAAUACCUCGUUUCCAAUUCCGAUGCGUAUACCGCAAGCUGUGCAAUUGUAUAAAAAGGCUCUCCCAGAAGCAUUCCCGGGGUUAAGCAUAGGAAAUGACUUAUCUAACCGCACGUCCGUCGUGUCUUCUUCUACAUCCUGGACAGUUUGGCCAGAGACGUCUACGGGGAAAACUCGCCGCUGUUCUGCAGCGGAUGCACUUCUCUGGGCACCCUCGCAGCAACGACAGAGGCUCACCGUGCUAGCAAACCACACUGUUACCAAUAUCCUCUUUGAUCAUGGUGUCAUUUUGGCUGCCGGUACAUUGGGCAGUACGCCGAUUUUGGAGAGAUCCGGAAUCGGCAGCGCGAAUAUUUUGGCUGCCGCCAAGGUACAGCAACUUGUUGAUCUGCCAGGAGUGGGCACCAAUCUCAAUGAUCAACCUGGAUCGGCCGUCUCCGCAUUGGUCUCAAAGCGCUAUCAAAAUAACACUUCCAUAAUUGAUGGCCGCAAUAUUUUUGGCCCGGAGAUUUCGCUGGUCAAUAUCGAUCAAAUCUGGGAAGCUAGCGCAUCGGCGAUGGUUGCGUCGCUUACGGAGGCUUCCAGUCUAAAAUCACGAGCUCAGUCUCUAGUGAACUCUGGUGCUGCAGUGAAUAUUGAAGGAGCCGAAAUGCUCUUGAACACGACGAUUGAGCUCAUUGUGAGGAACAGAUUGCCCGUCGCAGAGGUCGUCGCAGAAAGCUACCCAACAUCUCUCAAUGCCCCCUUCUGGCCGCUCAUGCCCUUGUCCAGAGGCCAUAUCCAUAUCGCUUCGCCCGAUCCUUUCCAGUAUGCAAUUAUCACUCCUCGCUUCUUGACCGAUGUUUUCGAUCAAGGGGUGGGGGUCGCUGUUGCCCGAAGAAUACGCAAUGUCUUUUCCAACAAGGCGUUUGAUGGUGUAGUCGAAAACGCCUACCAAUCUCCGCCAAUCGGCCCAAAUGCGACAGACUCAGAAUAUCUCAAGUGGUAUCGUGAAACCGCCGCUGGGGCGAGUCACUGGCUCGGAGCGACUGCUAUGCUGCCACGAGCGCUAGGCGGCGUGGUAGAUCCGCGUUUGCGUGUCUAUGGAACAAAAAACUUGCAUAUUGUCGACGCCGGCAUCCUGCCGUUCCCGCUGACUUCGCACACAAUGUCAACACUAUACGCAGUAGCACAAAGAGCAGCGCAAAUAAUUCUUGAGGAUUGUUAG
Akanthomyces muscarius is the source of this 1755-nucleotide messenger RNA. RefSeq lists its product as uncharacterized. NCBI's taxonomy places the organism in Eukaryota, Fungi, Ascomycota, Sordariomycetes, Hypocreales, Cordycipitaceae. Gene Ontology annotation, molecular function: oxidoreductase activity, acting on CH-OH group of donors; flavin adenine dinucleotide binding. Bases 1 to 1755 code for a protein of 584 amino acids. The transcript is spliced from 10 exons. The record is from RefSeq and is a predicted model, not a curated record.